This is a messenger RNA of Saccostrea cuccullata (small rock oyster), 1638 nucleotides long. RefSeq names its product N-acetylgalactosamine-6-sulfatase-like. Lineage: Eukaryota; Metazoa; Mollusca; Bivalvia; Ostreida; Ostreidae. The record is from RefSeq and is a predicted model, not a curated record. Bases 46 to 1578 code for a protein of 510 amino acids. Gene Ontology annotation, molecular function: N-acetylgalactosamine-6-sulfatase activity; arylsulfatase activity. The transcript has 14 exons.
AAGUAAAAGAAGGCCGGCAACUUCACACGAAAACAAAAAAACAAAAUGAUUUUCUUGUUUAUAAUAACUGUGCAGUUCAGCAUUUUGAAUGCUAUGAAGCCAAACUUUAUUUUAAUGCUGAUGGAUGAUAUGGGAUGGGGUGAUCUAGGAGUAUUUGGAGAACCCAACGAAGAGACACCAUUCCUGGAUCAGAUGGCAGCGGAGGGCAUGCUGUUUCCUGACUUCUACUCUGCCAAUCCAUUAUGCUCACCAUCCAGGGCUGCACUUUUGACUGGACGUUUACCAAUAAGGAAUGGAUUCUACACUACGAAUGACCAUGCACGGAAUGCAUACACCCCACAGAAUAUUGUGGGUGGAAUUCCAGAUGAAGAAAUUUUGCUGCCAGAACUUCUUCAUAAAGCGGGAUAUCAGAAUAAGCUAGUUGGAAAAUGGCACUUGGGUCAACAGAAACAAUACUUACCUCUGCAGCAUGGGUUUGAUGAAUGGUUUGGAGCACCAAACUGCCAUUUUGGUCCCUAUGACAACGUCCACACUCCUAACAUUCCGGUAUAUAGGAACUCAGAAAUGAUAGGGAGAUAUUAUCAAGAUUAUAAAAUUGAAAAGAAUGGGGAAUCCAAUUUAACACAACUUUAUACGCAGGAGGCAAUAGAAUUUAUUACCAGGAUGCACAAUAAAUCCAAGCCAUUUUUCCUGUACUGGGCUGUAGAUGCUACUCAUGAACCAUUGUAUGCUUCCAAGUCUUUCCUGGGAACCAGUAAAAGAGGGCUGUAUGGGGAUGUUGUGAGAGAGCUAGAUUUUGCUGUGGGAAAAAUUCUGACCACAUUAAAGAAGCUAAAAAUAGCCAACAAUACUCUGGUCUUUUUCUCCUCUGACAAUGGUGGUGCUACAUAUGCCAAAGAACAUGGGGGCAGCAAUGGACCAUUUCUGUGUGGUAAGGAAACAACAUAUGAGGGAGGUAUGAGAGAACCCACAAUAGCUUGGUGGCCAGGGCACAUCAGACAGGGUCAGGUUUCAGCUCAGGUAGGCUCUUUAAUGGAUCUGUACUCCACGUUCGCAGAUUUUGCAGGCGUUGAUAAACCAAAGGACCGUGUCAUCGAUGGAAUCAGUCUUCGCGCUUCAUUGCUUAAUCACACAGAAGUCCAGAGACCAGUGUUUUACUACCGUGGAAAUCAAAUAAUGGCAGUAAGAAUGGGUAGCUAUAAAGCUCACCUGUGGACCUGGACAAAUUCAAUAGAAGAAUUUAACAAGGGUAUAAAUUUUUGCCCAGGACAAGAAAUUAAGGGUGUGACCACACAUAACCAAACUGACCACACCUCUCAGCCUCUUUUGUUUCAUAUUGGAAGGGAUCCUGGAGAGAGAUAUCCAAUCAGUGCCACUAACCCUGAAUAUAAAAAGGCAAUGCUUUUGUUAAUGAAAGAAAUACAGGAUCAUAUGACAAAGCUGGUGCCAGCCACUCCACAACUUAAUAUGUGUGACCAGGCAGUCAUGAACUGGGCUCCUGCUGGAUGUGCCAAAGGAAAGAACAAAUGUUACAAGGGACCCCCUUCUAAACCUUACAAGUGUAGCUGGCCACAUUAGCACUGUAUACUCGAUUCUCAUUAUAUGGCGGGUUUCAUUGUAUCGUGGUAUAUCACAAAA